UCGUUGACUUACGCGUUUUUAUGUUUUGCCGCACAGUGUCAGCCUAUUGUGAAAAUCGCAACAAUCGCGGUUUAUUGUUGUAUUGUACGCGUAUGUAUGUGUGUGUGCGUGUGCGCUGCGUGCGUGUACGUCGAAUUCGUAGGCAGACCACAAUACGCACAAACUCGCAACAACAACAACAACAACAACAACAACUAAAACAGCUACAGAAACAGCAUCGGCAACUGCGGCUGCGACUGCGACGUGCCGUUCUGUUCUGUUCCGUGCCGUGUCGUGUUGAAAGCGCAAAUGUAAAUAUGUGCGCACACAUGCAGCAACAUAAAUUAAAUCGAGUUAAAUCGCAUAAGAUUCAUACUAAAGUCGAAAUAUUAAAUUAAUUGCUGCACAACAACACUCGGUCAUUUGCCACUGUUUGGGGUUUUUGUCUGUGUGCGGCCUGUGCCUCUGUGCCUGUGUGUGUGUCUGUAUGUGUAUGGGCGCUUGUGCGUUGGGGCUUAUAUUUGUUUGAGCGUCAGCUGCCUGCGUCUGUGUGUGUAUGUGUACGUGUGCGUGUGCGUUUGCAACAUCUGUUGGACGGCCUGUGGGCGAAUCUAAUUUCCGUUGCCGCACCGCUUUUCAGCAGCGGUUAUCCGUUUUGUUGAUGUCGCGUCAAUUUCAAUUACGACGUCCUCCUCUUCGGCUUGCGCCGCGCUCUUGGCAAGUGCGACGUCUGUGAGAAAAAUCCACAAAAAAAGUUCUUAUCUAUUUAACUUAAAUCUCAAAAAGAAAAAGUCAAAUAUCCUCUCAACAUCAAAUAUCAAACUCAGACCAACAACUGAAUUAAACAUUAAGAUAUAUUCCCAUUAUAUAAAUGAAAAUAAAUAUCAGCAGCAAUUUAAUAAAAGCUCCAAGGAUUUACUUGAUUAAAACGUAAAGCAACAAAAUUGCAAAUUCAUCGUGCAACAUUUUUAUUAAAAUAUUUCUCAAUUACUCAACGCAAUAUAAAAUGCGUAAAAUAUACUGAUAUGCGAGUACAUACAUACUCGUAAAUACUUGUAUAAAAAUACCAAAAUUCAUAAAAUGCUUGCAACAAAAUGCGAACUAACCAAGUCAAUGGGAUGAAAACUGAGAGGGCAAUGCUGCAAAGGCACUGUCGCAGCUCCUGCUGCACUGGCGGCCACUGGUGGAGCAAAUCAAGCAUGCUGGACGACUACGCAGGACUCGGCUGCUCGGCGCUGGCUUUUGUCCUGUACCUAAACACAUUAAACGCUGGAUUUGUCUACGAUGACAGACGCGCCAUCUUGGGCAACGUUGAUGUGACUGGCGGCGAAGGAGAAGGAGCAGGCGAAGGCGAAGGCGCAGGGGACAGCUAUGGCGUCAGUUCACUGCUGUUGCACGACUACUGGGGCACUGCGUUGACGGACAGCGGCUCCCAUGGCUCCUGGCGACCACUGUGCGUGCUGAGCUUCCGCCUUAAUUUCCUGCUUGGCGGCCUGAACAGCUUUGGCUUCCAUUUGGCCAAUGUUCUGCUGCAUUGUGUGGCCACGGCGCUGGUGGUGAGUGUGGCACGCACUCUUCUACCGGCUCGGAACGUUGUUGGUGUGCUGGCCGCGGGCGCCCUCUUCGCCGUUCAUCCCACACAUACGGAGGCGGUGGCUGGUCUGGUGGGACGCGCCGAUUUGGCCGCUUGCGUAUGCUAUCUGCUCACAUACCUCACAUACCGCCGGCACAUGUGUUGGAGGGCGCGCGGCGAGCAACGCCAAUGGCUGGCGUUGGCGUUGACGCUGCUUCUGGCGCUUGCCGCACUGCUCUGCAAAGAGACCGCAAUUACAGCUCUGCUACUCUGCGGCCUAUGCGAUGUGCUUAGGCUGCGGCAUGCGGACAAGCAUCGCCUACGGUCGCUGUGCAUCUUAAGUGCGGCCCUGGCCUGCGCCGUCUAUUGCCGCCUCAGUUUGCUGCCGCGGCCGCAAAGCGCAUUCGCAGCAGCGGACAACCCGACGGCGCACACGAACUGCUGGUGGACGCGCACACUGACAUUCCUCUAUCUGCCGGCGUUCAACUUCUGGCUGCUGCUCUGGCCGCAGGUGUUGAGCUUUGACUGGGGCAUGGACGCAAUACCCCGCAUUACUACGUUCUGGGAUAGUCGCAAUGCGCUGAGCGCGAGCUUCUAUGGCGCCGCUGCAUUGCUCGUGUGGAAGUGCGCGCGUCUGCAUGCGAUGCCACCAAAUAAGAAUGGGAGCAACAACAACAGCAGCAACAGCAACAGCAAUGUGAGCAGCAGAGGCAGCAGUAGGAAUAGGAGCGGAAGCGGUAGUAGUAGUGGUAGUGGAUGUGGAAGUGGAAGUGCUAGUAGCUCCGUAGACUAUGCGGCUGUGGCCAGCAGCAUUUCUUUGCCUAUAUUGCGGCGUUUGGGCGGCAGCGGUUGCUAUGCCUGGCACGGCCUCAGCUGCCCAUGCCCCUGUCAGCACCAGCUACGACAUUUGCUCAUGACCAGCAACAGUAAGAGUAGCAGCUCGAAACCCGCCGCUUCAGAUACAUCAACAACAACAACAGCCAGCGUGAGCUGCGUGCUGCUCUUGUCCUGUGCCUUUCUCGUGCUGCCUUUUGUGCCCGCAAGCAAUCUGUUCUUCCAUGUGGGCUUCGUGGUCGCCGAGCGUCUGUUGUACCUGCCCAGCGUGGGCUAUUGCCUGCUCAUUGGCUAUGGCUUCUCCAAGCUCUGGGCACGUUUGCCUUCCGGCCGAAGCCAGUUGCUGCUGCUCUGCUGCUUUGGGCUGCUCCUGAGCGCCUACAGUGUGCGCACCGUGCGUCGCAACAUGGACUGGCGGAAUGAGGAGCAGUUAUAUGGCAGCGCCGUGCCGGUAAAUCCACCAAAAGCGCUCGGUAAUUUGGGCAGCGUGCUGAGCUCUCAGGGGCGCUACGAGGAGGCCAAGCUGGCUCUAAAUGCCGCCAUCGCACAUCGCCCCAACAUGGCAGACGCGCACUUUAAUUUGGGCAUUGUGCAUCAACAACAACAGAACUACAGCGCCGCCUUGCCCUGCUACAGGCGUGCGAUUCAACUUCGCCCCCAACUGGCCACCGCCUAUCUGAAUCUGGGUACAUCGUUGCUGGCUCUCGAACGGCACAAGGAGGCCGCCGAGGUGUUGCUCCUUGGCGCACGCCUUGAAGGGCGUGGCGUGCGUGAUCGUGCCGCUCAUGAGGAGGCACGCUAUAGCGCUUAUCUGCAGCUCGGUGCACUCUAUCGCAUACAAAACAAGCCGGAGAGGGCUUUAGACGUUUUCCGCGAAGCCCUGGACAACUUGCCGCUGCAUCAGCAGCAGCGUGCAGUGCUGCAUCAGCGUUUGGGCGAUGUGCUGGGCGAACUACAGCAGUGGCAUGCAGCAGAGUGGCAUCAUCGGACCGCGCUACAAUUGCAGCCGCAACGUGGAGCGGCCUACGUGUCCUACGGCCUCACACUGGCCAGAAAUAGCAGUCGAUAUGCCGAGGCGGAGCAUUGGUUCAAACGUGCCCUGCAACUGGCACCGUCAGAGGCCAGCGCACAUCAUCAUUACGCCGACUUCCUCGACCGUCAGGAGCGUCGCAUCGAGGCACUUGCUUAUCAUCAGCGUGCGGCUGCGCUUGCGCCCUUGGACUAUGCGCUACUUAGUGCUGUGGCCGACGCCCUGCGCCUCCUCAAUCGACUUCCCGAGGCCGAACUCUGGUACCGCAAGGCGGCGGCGCUUCGACCACAGGCUGCGCAUGCACAUGCGAACUUGGGCGCCAUACUCCAGAUGCGGGGCUUCAAGCAACAAGCUGUGGACUGCUAUCGCGAGGCACUGCGUCUGCAGCCUGGACACGCGACGAGUCGCGCAAAUCUGGCGAAAAUGAAUGUGGAUAUCGAUGCAAGCGCCUAGCGCCGGCUGACGUCAUGCACAAGUUGACAGGGGCUUACCAAAUGCACAUGAUUUAUGUAUAUCCAAUAUUGUAAAUAGUUAUCCACAUACAUAUACAUAUUUCGUAUAUCAGCUUAAACUACCUACAUACAUAUAUAUUGUAUAUUGUUGACCAAAAGCCAUAGAAAUUUACGCAGUCUUCGCAACGCAAAAGCAAGACAGCGGCCUAAUCUUAAGUGACAAACUAUGUAUAGUGAGUAAUGUGCAUGAACUGGAUUAGAGAUCGGCUGAAAAGAAGAAAAUUAUAUAGCAAAUGAACUGAAUGGUAUUACAUAAAUGUAAAAAAACAAACAAUACAUAUAAAUAUAUAUAUAUAUAUAAAUAAAAAUAUAUGCAUAUAUUUUCCAAUUCAAAUAAAAACGGUUACCAAAUGUUAAAAAAUCAA
Molecule: messenger RNA, 4293 nt
Organism: Scaptodrosophila lebanonensis
Lineage: Eukaryota; Metazoa; Arthropoda; Insecta; Diptera; Drosophilidae
Gene: Tmtc1
Product: protein O-mannosyl-transferase TMTC1
Exons: 9
Coding region: 1074-3869 (931 amino acids)
Biological process (GO): protein O-linked glycosylation via mannose
Cellular component (GO): endoplasmic reticulum membrane
Molecular function (GO): protein binding; mannosyltransferase activity
Source: RefSeq, a predicted model, not a curated record